Chenopodium quinoa (quinoa) is the source of this 3333-nucleotide messenger RNA. Its product is annotated as pentatricopeptide repeat-containing protein At4g39952, mitochondrial-like. Gene Ontology annotation, molecular function: protein binding; RNA binding. The transcript is spliced from 2 exons. The record is from RefSeq and is a predicted model, not a curated record. The coding region runs from base 13 to 2352 and encodes 779 amino acids. Lineage: Eukaryota; Viridiplantae; Streptophyta; Magnoliopsida; Caryophyllales; Amaranthaceae. Gene Ontology annotation, biological process: RNA modification.
UCUGAUUUUCCCAUGCUCAAAUUCAACCCAAAUUUCCUGUUUAGGCGAUUCUUCCACACUUACCUUCAACCUUCCACGACUUCUCAACUAACCAACUACAUAAAUCUUCGUCUGGAUUCCUUUCUCUCUCAUCACUCCUUACCCUUGAAAUUUCUCCUCCCAUUUCACUCAAUCAUCAUUGUUUCUGGGAAUUACAACAAUGUGUUCAUCGCAUCAAAACUCAUUUCUCGCUAUGCUUCUCUUUCCAAACCCGAUUUAUCCUCCAAAGUCUUUGAUUCAGUUCGUUGUAAAGACCCUUUUCUCUGGAAUUCAAUCAUCAAAUCGCAUUUUUCCUGUGGGAAUUAUGAAAAAGCGCUUGGAUUUUUUCUGGGUAUGCGAUUUUCUGACACCCCACUUAAUAAUUUUACAAUUCCAAUGGUUGUUAGUGUUUGUGCUGAGUUAUUUGCGUUAGAUUAUGGGGUUAUGAUUCAUGGGUUGGUUGUGAAAUAUGGUGUUUUUGGUGGGAAUUCUGCUGUUGGGUCUUCGUUUGUGUAUUUUUACUCAAAAUGUGGUUAUAUGAAAGAUGCAUAUAAAGUGUUCGAUGAAAUGCCUGUCAGAGAUGUUGUUGCUUGGACUGCGCUUAUAGUUGGUUAUUUACAGAAUGGUGAGAGUCACAAGGGUUUGGAGUGUCUUUGUAUGAUGCAUAAUGUAGUUGAGGAUUGUGUAAAGCCUAAUUAUAGAACCCUUGGAGGAGGGUUUCAAGCAUGUGGAAACAUAGGGGCUUUAACAGAAGGGAAAUGCUUGCACGCGUUAGCGAUAAAGAUUGGAUAUGGGUUAUGCCAUGAUGUUCAAUCAUCGCUUUUGUCCAUGUAUUCGAAAUGGGGAACCAUUGGAGAAUCUUGCCAUUUGUUUUAUGAAAUUAAAGAUAAGGAUCUUAUCUGUUGGACAUCGAUUAUUGCUGCUUAUUCUAGACUGGAGUGUGUAACUGAAUGCUUAGGCUUCUUUUGGCAAAUGCUAGGUAGUGGAAUAUAUCCGGAUGAAAUUGUUAUCAGCUGUGUGCUUUCAUCAUUAGGUGAUUCGAGUUGGGUCAGUGAAGGGAUGGCAUUUCAUGGACUGAUAAUGAAGAGAAAUUAUGUAAGGGGUCAAGUUGUCCACAGGGCAUUAAUAUCAAUGUACUGUAGAUUUGGAAUGUUUGACAGUGCAGAACAAAUCUUUGAUACACUACGUCAAAAGAAUCCAGAGACUUGGAACUUGAUGGUGUUUGAGUAUGGGAAAGGAGGCCUUUGGAAAAAUUGUGUGAAUCUUUUCCAAGAAAUGAUACAUCAAAGGUUUGAAUGUGAUUCCAAUAGUCUAAUCUCUGUUAUUUCUUCGUGUUUACAGUUGGGAACAAUUCAUCUUGGAAAAUCUAUACAUUGCUAUGUCAUUAAAUCUCUGCUUGAUGAUGAUGUUUCAGUUUCCAAUUCACUUAUAGAUAUGUAUGGAAAAUGUGGCAAGUUAACCAUUGCAAAAACCAUCUUUGGAAGGAUGCAAAGGGAUAUCGUAACAUGGAAUACAUUGAUUUAUGCCUGUGCUUUCAAGGGAGAGUUGGCUCAGGCAUUAGCACUAUUUGACCAGAUGAUGUUUGAAGGAUCAAAUCCAAGCACAGCUACUUUAGUCACUGUGCUGUCGGCUUGCUCACGUUUAGCAUCUUUAGAGAAGGGAAUGAAGAUUCACAACUACAUCAGAGAAAUGGGUGUUGAGUUAAAUAUCUCACUUGCAACAGCAUUAGUUGACAUGUAUGGGAAAUGUGGGCAGCUUGGGAAGGCUAGAGAUCUUUUCAAUUCCAUGAAUGAUAAAGAUGCUAUUGCUUGGAAUGUGAUGAUAUCUUGUUAUGGCAUUUAUGGAGAUGCUAGAUCUGCAAUCGAGGUCUUCAAACAGAUGGAAAAAUCCAGUGUUAGACCAAAUGAAUUGACCUUUCUUGGUGUUUUGUUGGCUUGCAGUCAUGCAGGGUUUACUGAAGAGGGAAGAUAUUACUUCCGUAAAAUGCAUGAUUACUUUGUGAUACCAACUUUAAAGCACUAUGCUUGUAUAGUAGAUCUUCUCGGGAAGUCAGGAAAUCUGAAGGAGGCUGAAGAUAUAGUUAUGUCGAUGCCUAUUACACCAGAUGGCGGUCUUUGGGGGACCUUGUUAAGUGCUUGUAAAAUUCACAAUGAAGUAGAGAUUGGAUUAAGGAUUGUUAAGCAUGCUAUCAAGGCUGAUCCUGAAAAUGAUGGAUAUUAUAUAACUAUGUCAAAUUUAUUGGAUUCCAAUGGAAAAUGGGAGGAGGCGGAGAUGUAUAGGCAACUGAUGAAGAAUAAGGGAGUGAGCAAAAGACUUGGUUGGAGCUCAUCGUGAUCACUGGAGUAAUCAGUCUAUUAUGUGCAUUUGAGGUAUCUGCAAACUGCGAAGAGGCCAAACACCAAAGAGUUGUCAUGGAAUGAUCUGCUUGUGCCUUUGCUGGAGCUCUUUCAUGCAAAAUGGCCGAUGUUUACAGGCUUGUGAUUGAUGGCUAAUCAAGCAUUGCUGUGAAGACAGAAUAUAAAGCACUUCAAAUUCUGAAAGCAAUAUUUUAAGUCAUUGUUGUGAAUGCGCAGUUUCUAGUUUCUGCUCCCUAGUCAUCCCAACCCAUCAAGAAAAGCUGUUCAACUUCAGACUUCCUGGUUGGGAAAAGAUUCAAACUAGUGAUAUCUAUGUCGCUUCAUGGUUUGCACAAAUUGCACCAAUGGGCUGAAUAAGUCUCAUAAUUUAUUAACUAGGACAUAAUUUCAGAAAUAAAUAUUUAGCAUUUAUGAGUAAAUUAGAAUAAAGCAGUCUCCUGCAUGGCAAAUCAAUUUGCAACAAAAUCAUGUUUAAAGCAAAAAAGGACAUCUGCGUAUGAUGGGCAUGAAAAUUGAGAUCAUGCAACAUUCAACAAAGACAGAUUUCUGCUUCGGGUUACAAGAAAGUCGAGAAUGACAAAGAGGGAGUUGUUCAGCAGUGGCAAAACCAAUUGGUAUGUGAUUACGUACGAGUAACUUUGAUACAUCACAGCGGUGUUGAGCAAUCACAUAGUCAUGUUAACUAUUUUUCAUCUGUACUCGUAUGUAUUGUGUUUUGAUAUCAUAAGGUGUGUGAACUGUGAAGUCAUGAGGCCUAAGGUUUCAACAAAGGUGAUAACUCAAAUGUACUGCACAAAACUGAAAAUUUCUCAUUUAUAUCUCCUGUACUUUUAUACAACAGCAAAACGAAAUUUAAGAAACAAUAGUCAUGAACUAAUAAGAGGUGUUUGAAUGAUCCGCUGCAAAAGAUACUGCAAAUAUCAAAGUCAUAACAUGCCGAAAAUUACUAUAAAAAAAA